AGGUACUAUGUGGAUGAUGUGGAUGGGUCCAGGCUGGGGGACAUUUAUGAACCGACAUACGUACUACAUGAACAAAGAUCUGUUUUAAGUCCCAUAUUCGUUUCUACAAGUAGCAGUGCUCGAGUCUCAAUUCAAUGGUGUCGCAAUGUUUUCUUAUGUUAUAAUAGGUUUUGCUAUUUUGUUAGCAUAUAACCCGAUCAUCCAAUAUCUCUCACCGCAACCUUUCCGUCUCCCUCGGACCCCUCGGCCUCGCAUCAAUGAAUCGCUGCUUGCCAUCGACGCAACAAACCAAACUGCGCCGGAUUGUCCUCCGGAUUCCUAUUCAGUUCAUAUUCUUUCAAAAGCACCAAUCGUAAUCUACAUCGAGAACUUCCUCUCGGAAGAGGAACGGUCUUAUUUACUAGAUAUUAGCGAGCCGUUGUUUGAGCCUUCGACCAUCACUCAUGACGGUGACUCAACGCACCGAGAUGCGACAAUUCGCGACUCUGAAGUCGCCUUGAUCCCUCGCACCGACCCUGUGCGGUGUAUUGAGGCCCGUGCUCGGGCUAUUCAAGGCUGGCGAAACGACCUGUGGAUAGAGCGCUUACGGACUCAGCGUUACGGCACGAACCAGCACUACUCGCAUCACUUCGACUGGGGCUCUGGAGCCCUGGGCUGGGGCCGCGCCAGCAGCUUCAUGGCGUGGGUGCAAGCCGACGACGUCGAAGGAGGCGGAACGGAGUUCCCGUUACUUUACCGCGACGCGCCCGAUGAGCCGUGGUGUCGAUGGGUCGAAUGUCCCAAGUCGGAAGAUGAUCCAUCGAAGAAGGACGGAGAACCGGUUGUGGGCGUUACGUUCAAGCCGGUGGCUGGAAACGCCGUGUAUUGGGAGAACUUCCGCCCCGACGGGACUGGGAAAGGAUGGGACGAAACGUGGCACGCGGGCUUACCAGUGAAAAAGGGAACGAAAGUUGGAUUGAAUAUAUGGAGCUGGGGCAGGCUAAGUUAGAAGAGAUUUCAUCCGCGGUUCAUUCUGGUCAUCGAAUAGGUACAGCAAGUAGUAUACAGUUCAGUACGAUACUAUCGUUUGCCGUGCGACCAUCCAUUCCGGGGGAAAGAUCCGGCUACAUAGCAUCCAAUGACACCCAUCUAACCCGAGACCGUGGGUUUCCUAUUGGCGGUCUGUAUCUCUUAUUGGGCGUUUUGGGCGACCAGCCCCGACUGUGAAACCGUGCCCAGAAAUUGUCUUCUCUCAUACUUUAACUGUUUGGCUAUAUAUAAACCUAUCGUCGACGGAUAUCGAGGUAAAGACGUCGCUAGAUAUAGCCGCGUCAUCGAACCAGAGGUGGAUAUGCGAUCGUGCUUUAAGUAAAUCUGAAAUGGCUUUUAACUUUGGAAUAGCUCCAGGCACAUGAACAACGGUGAGGUGUUCCCUACGGGAAAAUUCUGUAGGCCGGGAACCAAUUAGAAGCCCGAUGAACCCCCACACGGUCUAGGAUAGAGACCCGAUGUCGCCAUUUCAAGACAGGAUUAGAACACCGCC
Annulohypoxylon truncatum is the source of this 1522-nucleotide messenger RNA. RefSeq lists its product as uncharacterized. The record is from RefSeq and is a predicted model, not a curated record. Gene Ontology annotation, molecular function: L-ascorbic acid binding; iron ion binding; procollagen-proline 4-dioxygenase activity. Gene Ontology annotation, cellular component: endoplasmic reticulum. Gene Ontology annotation, biological process: peptidyl-proline hydroxylation to 4-hydroxy-L-proline. NCBI's taxonomy places the organism in Eukaryota, Fungi, Ascomycota, Sordariomycetes, Xylariales, Hypoxylaceae. The transcript is spliced from 3 exons. The coding region runs from base 146 to 988 and encodes 280 amino acids.